Molecule: messenger RNA, 3306 nt
Organism: Orycteropus afer afer
Lineage: Eukaryota; Metazoa; Chordata; Mammalia; Tubulidentata; Orycteropodidae
Gene: SLC9C1
Product: solute carrier family 9 member C1
Exons: 25
Coding region: 52-3306 (1084 amino acids)
Biological process (GO): proton transmembrane transport
Cellular component (GO): membrane
Molecular function (GO): sodium:proton antiporter activity
Source: RefSeq, a predicted model, not a curated record
AAAAUUAUUCUAAUAUUGUCUUUGAUCUGUACAAUUGGAGCAUUUUUGAACAUGCACUUGAAAGAUUUUCCUAUUCCACUCCCUGUAAUAUUAUCUUUAUUUGGAUGCGGUUUUGAAAUACUAAGUUUUGCAUCAUUCCAGGUCCAAGAUUAUGCAAAUGUCAUUCAAUGGAUGAGUCCAAAAUUAUUUUUUGGUUUAUUUACACCAAUGAUCAUCUUUAAUGUUGCAUUUGACAUGGAGGUAUACAUGCUUCAAAAGUUAACUUGGCAGAUACUUUUAAUUGCAAUUCCUGGAUCUCUAUUAAAUUAUGUCUUAAUUAUUUGGUAUCUGUCAUCAGUGAAUAAAUUACCUAUGAGAAUCAUGCCAUCAUUAUUAUUUUCACUUGUACUUUAUACUUCAGAUCCCAUGCUGACUGCAGCUGCUAUAAGGGACCUUGGUCUUUCCAGGACGCUUACCAAUUUAAUUAAUGGAGAAAGUCUGUUGACAUCUGUUAUAUCUUUAAUGAUAUUUCCUAUUAUUUCGAAUAUAAAUACACAAAUGGAAAAGACAAUGAAUUAUUCCUUAGUCCAUACAUUUGUGGAUGAGAUUCUGUUACGUGUUAUAGGAAGUUUUGUGACUGGAAUUAUAAGUUCAAAAAUACUCCAACUUUGGAUGGCAACUAUUUUUGAAGAUGACGUCAAUCAUAUAAGUCUCAGCUUUUCAAUUUUAUACCUCGUCUUUUAUCUUUGUGAGUUAGCUGGAAUGUCUGGAAUAUUUACUCUGGCCAUUAUGGGAUUUUUUUUAAAUUCUACAAGUCUUAAACCAGGAGUUGAACCACUUCUUAUUGAAUUCUGGAAUUGUCUAUCAUUUGUUUCAUUUCUUAUGGUGUUUACAUUCACUGGACUUCUAAUUCCUGCACAAACGUAUUUACAUGUAACAUUUUCUGAUAUAUAUUUUUCAUUAAAUAUGUAUUUCACACUGAUGGUUUUAAGACUUCUGGUCAUUCUAUUGAUGAGCCCUCUUUUAUCUCGACUUGGCCAUGGGUUCAGCUGGCGUUGGGCAUUCAUAAUGGCCUUGAGUGAAAUGAGAGGGAUCCCUAAUAUAAACAUGGCAGUUCUACUUGCCUACGACUCUUCCGUUGGAAGUGAGAAGGAAAAAUCUCAAAUGUUAUUUCAUGGAGUGUCUGUAUGUUUUAUUACCUUGAUUUGCAAUAAAUUUAUUUUGCCACUGGCAGUUGCUAAACUAGGUCUUCAUGAUGUCUCAUCAACAAAAUAUAAAUCACUUUAUCAUACAUAUAAACAAUUUCAAGAGCUAACCAAAUCUAUAGCCUCUACACUCAAAUUUGACAGAGAUCUUGCUAAUGCUGAUUGGAGCAUUGUUGAGAAAGCAAUUAUGUUUCAAAACCCAUAUGCGGCAAGUCAAGAAGAAACAACAGGCCAUCAGAUGGUGAAGUGUCCAGACUGUAACAAGGAAAUAGAUGAGACCCAUAACAUUGAAGCAAUGGAGCUGGCCGACAGACGUCUUUUGUCAGCACAAAUAGCAAGUUACCAGAGACAAUACAGGAAUGAGACUCUGAGCCGGAGUGCAGUUCAGUUGCUGGUAGGUGCAGCAGGAAGCUUUGGUGAGAAGAAAGGAGAAUAUAUGAGUCCUGAGACAAUAAAGAAUUACUCUGAAAGCAAAAAAUCAUCUUCCAUUGUGAGAGCAGUACUACUUAAUUUGGUGUACAAUACUAGAAAGGAAAAAGGGGUGCCAUCAAGAUAUUGCUUGUUUCAUCUAAUCCAUAAAAUAGUAUUUACUGAUGAAUUUGAAUAUGUUGGAUACCUCGUGAUACUAAUGAAUCUAUUUCCCAUUAUAAUUUCUUGGAUAUCCAUUUUAAGCAAAAUUUAUAAGAGAGAAUUAAUAAAAGCUAACUGUUCUUUCCUUGGAUUUUAUAUCCUGGAGGCCCUACUUAAGAUAACAGCUAUGAGGAAGGAAUAUUUUGUACGUACCUGGAACAUUUUUGAGUUAGCAAUUACAUUUGUUGGUAUCAUAGAUGUAGCACUUGGUGAGAAAACGGUCAAUACAUACAAUUUUUAUAUCAUUAAAAUAACAGACAUUAUUAAAAUGGUUCAACUACUUCGUUUACUACGUAUCUUGAAGCUUGUAACGCCAAAGUUGGUGCAACUAAUAGAUAAAAGAAUGAGUCAAGAGCUGUCCUUUAAGUAUGCUAUACUAAAAGGUUAUGUCCAAGGUGAAGCAGACAUAAUGAGUGUAAUUGAUCAGAUUUCAAACUCUAAACAGGUUAAACAGAUGUUAUUAAAGCGGAUAACAAGAAAUACGGCACGUGCUAUGAAAGAACUAGGCUACUUAGAGUAUGAUCAUCCAGAAAUUGCCGUCGCUAUGAAAACAAAGGAAGAAAUUAAUGUCAUGCUUAAUAUAGCUAGAGAAAUAGUGAAGGUUUUCAGGUUAAAAGGAGUUAUUUAUAAAAGUGAAAGUUCUGAAAUUACUAAGUUAAUCGUGGCCAGAAAAAGAGAGCUGCUUGAUUUUCAACCAACGAUCAAGUCUCUUUCUAUUGAAGAAGCACUUUAUCAUAUUUCAUGGCUAGAUAAAGACCGAGAUCAUAUAGACUUCAUUCAGAACAGAGUCACAUUUAUAACAUAUGAUUGUGGAAAUGAUAUAUUUGAACAGGGUGAAGAGCCCAAAGGCAUCUAUAUAAUUAUUUCCGGAGUGGUAAAGUUUCAAAGUUCAAAGCCAGGUUCAGGUAAUGACCAAAUACUCAGUGACUCAGAGAAGAAAGAUUUUCAAACAACCUACCCAGACUAUGUGUUCACUGGGGAAAUAAUAGGAGAGUUAAACUGCUUAACAAAUGAACCCAUGCAAUAUUCUGCCACCUGCAAAACUGUAGUGGAGACAUGCUUUAUUUCCAGAAAGCAUUUGUUCAGUGCUUUUGAACACUGUUGUCCUCUCCUAGAAUACAAAAUGUGGCUAAAAAUUGGACUUUCUAUCACUGCCAAAAUAGUCAGGGAAAACUUAUCUUACGAGAAUUGGAACUACAAGUUGCAAUUACAACUCUGUAACAUUUAUGUAAAAGAUAUACCAAUGAAUACCAAAACUGAUAUUUAUGAUGAAGGCGUCAACUAUGUUAUCCUCAUACAUGGAGCUGUAGAAGAUUGUCACUUACGGAAAACUUAUAAGGCACCUUCCUCAAUUCCUAUUACAUGCCAUCAGAUACAAGGCACUGAAAAUUUCACAAAAAUAAUGAUUCUUCAAACUUCAAUUGAUAGGAAAAAAUUCAAAUGGUAUACUAAAAAGUAUGUACCUUCAUGUACCCAUUCUCUUUCACCAUAA